Messenger RNA from Monascus purpureus, 782 nucleotides. The record is from the annotation of a GenBank genome assembly. NCBI's taxonomy places the organism in Eukaryota, Fungi, Ascomycota, Eurotiomycetes, Eurotiales, Aspergillaceae.
CUUUGUGUGAAGAAGUUGUCAGUGAAUGUGCAGACUGCAACUGGACUUUCAUAUAAUUGUUCUCUCUAAGCUUCUGGUUCUUGUGAAGUUCUCUCCCUCUUUUCCCAACCCCCCGUUUACCUACCGCUGUCUUAUUUCUCCCCACUUUAUCAUUCGCAACUCCUCCCAGUUUCAGCCUGGUCUGAGAGUAUCCUGGACAUACGUACCUGCUCUUACCUCCAGUGAAAUAUCUCUGGUUGGUAUAAUUCUGUCAUAAGCGCGGCAAGAUGUCAUCUCUCUGUCUGAAUCGCCUCACAGAGGAGCGCAAACAGUGGCGCAAAGAUCACCCCUAUGGAUUUUAUGCGAAGCCUUAUCGCACACCGCAAGGAGCGCUGGACAUGAAGCGAUGGGAGUGUGGCAUUCCGGGCAAGGAGAACACGAUUUGGCAUGGUGGUUUGUUCAAGUUGGACAUGAUUUUUCCUGAUGAGUACCCUACGAAACCUCCUAAAUGCAAAUUCGUUCCCCCGCUCUUUCACCCCAAUGUUUACCCUUCUGGUACCGUUUGCCUGUCGAUCCUAAACGAGGAAGAGGCGUGGAGGCCAGCGAUUACAAUCAAACAGAUUCUUCUUGGCGUUCAGGAUCUGCUGGAUGAUCCGAAUCCCGAAUCGCCCGCGCAGGCCGACGCCUAUAAUCUCUUCAAGAAAGACCGCGCCGCGUACGAGAAGAAGGUCAAGCAGGUCGUCAGGGAGAAUCCUCCGCUUUAGACCAGGCUUGAUUUCUCUCCUUUUGUUGCCGGUGUGAAU